AACAUCCUUGAAACAACCUGUGGAUAACUUUGACAACACGCUGGUGUUUGAAGCAAGGUUUGAGAGUGGUAAUCUACAGAAGGUAGUCAAAGUUGCAGAUCAUGAAUACGAGUUGACUGUGCGCCCAGACCUCUUCACAAAUAAGCACACUCAGUGGUACUAUUUCCAGGUCACUAAUACCCAAGCAGAAAUAGUCUACAGAUUCACUAUUGUCAACUUUACCAAGCCUGCUAGUCUUUACAAUCGGGGUAUGAAGCCACUGUUCUAUUCUGAAAAAGAGGCCAAAACCCAUAACAUUGGCUGGCAGAGAAUAGGAGACCAAAUCAAGUAUUAUAAAAAUAACCUUGGGCAAGAUGGGCGCCAUUUUUUUUCUCUUACAUGGACAUUUCAGUUUCCACACAGCCAGGAUACUUGCUACUUUGCUCACUGCUAUCCAUACACUUACUCCAACCUUCAAGAAUACCUUUCUGGCAUCAACAGUGACCCAGUAAAAUCAAAGUUUUGUAAAAUACGUGUCUUGUGUCACACACUUGCUAGGAAUAUGGUGUAUGUCUUGACAAUAACUACUCCCUUGAAGACUAGUGACUCAAAGCGCAAGGCUGUGAUUUUGACUGCAAGGGUCCAUCCAGGAGAGACCAACAGCUCUUGGAUCAUGAAAGGCUUCCUGGAUUAUAUUUUAGGAGACUCAAGUGAUGCACGCUUGCUUCGGGACACUUUCAUCUUCAAGGUGGUACCCAUGCUGAAUCCAGAUGGCGUGAUUGUGGGAAAUUAUCGAUGUUCCUUAGCUGGACGGGAUUUAAACCGUAAUUACACAUCUCUCCUGAAGGAGUCUUUCCCUUCUGUUUGGUAUACAAGGAACAUGAUCAAUAGGUUAAUGGAGAAACGAGAGGUUAUUUUAUAUUGUGAUCUUCAUGGCCAUAGUAGGAAACAGAACAUUUUCAUGUAUGGUUGUGAUGGUAGCAGCAGAUCUAAAACAAAAGGAUUAUACUUACAGCAACGGAUCUUUCCACUCAUGCUGAGCAAAAAUUGCCCAAAUAUAUUUUCCUUCUCAGCUUGCAAGUUUAACGUUCAGAAAAGCAAAGAGGGGACAGGAAGGGUUGUAAUGUGGAAGAUGGGCAUCAGGAACAGCUUCACCCUGGAGGCCACCUUCUGCGGAUCUACUCUGGGCAAUAAACGAGGCACUCAUUUCAGCACGAAAGACUUAGAGUCGAUGGGAUAUCAUUUUUGUGAUUCUCUAUUGGACUAUUGUGAUCCUGACCGGAGCAAAUAUUAUCAGUGCUUGAAAGAAUUGGAAGAAAUGGAAAAACAUAUGAACUUCGAAAGAGUCUCUGACAAUACAGAUGCUUCUCUAGUAGAAAUCUCUUUGGAUGUAGAGUCUAGUAGUCGAGGCUCUGACAGCUCAGAGUCCAAUGACACUCAGACUUACCUUCUCAAGGUGACCUCUCAGGCAAGAAACAAGGAAAAGUAUCUGAAAACAAAGAGGGAAAGAAAUACCAUCCUAGCAAACUGCCAGAGUAACACACAAGAGGUUUAUGGCAAAGAACAUUUACUCCAAAGACAGGAAGAAUCAAAUUCUGAUGGGAAUGAUCCAAGGGCAGAUGCACCAGAUAUUUAUGUGGCUCACUGUUUCAGAAGACCGUUGCCUAGCCAAGGCUUGGUGAAAAUUCCUGGACAAAGGUUUUACCCCAGAAAAACAUGGUCCAGCUCCCAGCAUAUGAUUAAGAGUCUUAACAAAGACCAUAGGACAUAUAUUUUAGAAACUUGUAAGAAUCCAAUCCAGGAAGUUCAGUCCAGAGGAAUCAAUAUAUAUGAAAGUUGUUUCAAAGUGGCAUCCUUGAAAUGUCCUAUGAACAAAAGACCUUCAAAUUGGAUUGAGAAGACACGGAUACCAACAGAGUCACAUCACCAAUUGAAAAGCAAAGCAAAAAGAUGCUCGUCUUUCCAAAGCAAGAGGACUGGCACGAAUUGGACAGAUGAUGAGAAACGAAUUUACAGGGAUAAAAGAAUAGCUCGAACUCAGGAAAUAUUACAGUAUUUACUUCCUAUCGUGGAGUCCUCUCAAAACAGGAAAUCUACUCAAAUGAACAAUCUUAUCAAUCCAAUAGCCAACUUGCAACAACCUCAACUUAUUCCAACUGCUUGCAUAAAUAGAAGAAGAUACAGCAUACCUUGGACACCAACCAGAAAUCUCCCUUUUAAAACCCAAAGGAAUCUUACGACAGACACCUCCGAAUGGCUCCAGUCUGUGCCCCUUGAGUCAUUUGAAAGUUUGUCACCUCUCUGCAAUCUUCAGAAGAAGACAAAACAUUUUGAACUCAGGGACAAAAAGGCUGAAGAUGUGCAGCUUGCUACCAGUCAAUGGAAGGCUGUGCCCUGGAGUUCUAACAUGGAUGCAAGUAUCAUCGGGGGUAACAGUCUUCUGCCUAAAGAAUUCACCAUGAGGAGGUCUGAGCAGAGAAUUCCUUACCUAACCAAAACCAGCAAGAAACCCAGAGAGAGUGAUGGCCUGCUCACCUUCCAGCUGAACUUUCACAGGAACAGUUAA
This is a messenger RNA of Mus pahari (shrew mouse), 2545 nucleotides long. Its product is annotated as cytosolic carboxypeptidase 3. NCBI's taxonomy places the organism in Eukaryota, Metazoa, Chordata, Mammalia, Rodentia, Muridae. Gene Ontology annotation, biological process: proteolysis. Gene Ontology annotation, molecular function: metallocarboxypeptidase activity; zinc ion binding. The transcript has 14 exons. The record is from RefSeq and is a predicted model, not a curated record. The coding region runs from base 251 to 2545 and encodes 764 amino acids.